Molecule: messenger RNA, 861 nt
Organism: Cylicocyclus nassatus
Lineage: Eukaryota; Metazoa; Nematoda; Chromadorea; Rhabditida; Strongylidae
Source: the annotation of a GenBank genome assembly
AUGACUCUUGCGGUGUUGAAGAAGCCAAGUCGAGCGAACAUGUACAUGGAGACCAUUCCCAAAGAGAUGAAUUUGGACUGCUUAGUUGUUGUUUCUAGGAGAACUCGUUUCGACAACACGAUUUUUGUGAAAGAAAUUGAUCUUAUUUAUAAAGCUGAAUCCACAUGCAAGCUUCCCGCCGCACUAAUUGAAGCAGCCACAACGGCUCAUAACGACCUCAGAGCACAAGUUGCUAGACGUGCUUUGGACAAGGAGAUUUACGGAGAACUGCCAGGGACAAAGAGCCUUUUCAAAUUAGAGUAUGAUUGUACUAAUGAAGGAUUUGCACAGUCAGCUAUUGGAAAAGAUUGCAAACAUUCAUCAAUCUACAUGAGCGUGAUAGGAAGAGGAGAAAACUUUAUAACAUACAGAGCAGAGAGUAAGCCUGGUAACAAAAAGCUUGCUGAGAUGCUUAAAUGGGCCGUCGAAGAUUGGAGUGAGACUGUCGAAAGUCCUCUGAGCGCAGACGUCAUGUACACAGAUACGUCUAUAGAACCUUUUGCUAAUAUGAUUUAUAAUAAGACGUUGAAAUUCGGGUGCUCUUACCAAUUCUGUGAGGCCAACGGCAAAGUUGCUAUCGCGUGUGUAUACGAGAGCAAGCCGCAGCUGAAUGAGCCACUGUAUUCGGCAGACUCGACGGGCAAGAAAGGAUGCACUAAGAACAGUCCAUGUAACAAAGUAAUCAAAGGCGCUGUUUGUGAAACAGCUAAUGACACCGUUGGCCCUCUUUGCCAGAAAGAACCUUCCACCACAACAGCCGCUCCAACAACAACAACAACGGAAGAAUCAAGUGAGUACAGAGCAAUGAUCUUUGGGUACUGA